Ruditapes philippinarum (Manila clam) is the source of this 16030-nucleotide messenger RNA. RefSeq names its product sacsin-like. The transcript has 9 exons. Bases 15 to 13391 code for a protein of 4458 amino acids. Gene Ontology annotation, molecular function: Hsp70 protein binding. The record is from RefSeq and is a predicted model, not a curated record. NCBI's taxonomy places the organism in Eukaryota, Metazoa, Mollusca, Bivalvia, Venerida, Veneridae.
CAGAUAUUACAACCAUGCCACAGGAAAUGACUGAAUAUGAAUCUAGUCAUUCAAGAAAGCGCUUAUUUGGCAGAUACACUGAUGAAGAAGUGAAGAAUACAGCUAGUCCAGCAAAGAAGUAUAAGUACAAUACAUCUGGAGAACGGUUGACGACCACCAAGCGGAAGAAGGGAAUCCAGUUUUCAUCAAUGCAACAACCUCCGCUUAUUAAACAGCUGAAGGGAAUUUUAUCUGAAUAUCCUGAUAAUGACCAAAUUAUAAAAGAGCUUAUUCAAAAUGCAGAGGACGCUGGAGCAACAGUGGUAAAAAUUCUUCAUGAUAAACGGAGAAUAAAUCUUGUCAGUGAACAAAGAGGAACAGCUCCUGAUUAUACAAAAUUCUUUAAGGGUCCAGCACUGUGCGUGUAUAAUGACACAGUUUUCACGGAUAAGGAUUGGGAAGGUAUACAGAUGAUAUACAGUAGUGAAAAGGAAAAGGAUCCCAAAACGGUUGGAAGGUUUGGACUUGGAUUCAAGUCUGUCUUUCACAUGACAGACCAUCCUUGCGUCAUUAGCGGUACCAGAGUACUUCUGAUAGAUCCUCAACAACCAACAGAGAAGGUAAAUGCUACACUAGACUUGUGUGACCUUGAUGAGUAUGAGGAAGAUGGAUUCGAUGUAGAAACAUUUUGGUUAGCCUUGGAGAAUACAUUUUGUUUUAGAAAACAAACUUUGCAGAACGACGAAGGUUUUAAAGGUACACUCUUUUGGUUUCCGCUUCGUGAGAAACCGACACGUCUCUCAGAAACGUUGUACAGUGAAACCAAAGUAGAAAAUCUGCUUAAUUUAUUUAAAUCUGACGCAUCAAACGUUUUGGUUUUUUUGAAAAGCAUUGAGCAAAUAUCAUUGAAUAAAAGGGACGAGAGCAGAAAAAUCAGUGAAACAUUCCAACUUAAAAUUGAGGAUAAAAAUGGUUCUGUAAGACUUUCCCGGCAAGCUUUUAAGGACCGAAUUCAGAACCAAAAUAUAUCUUCUGAAUGUCCAGAUAUACAUUCUACAAUACACCUUGUAAUAUAUAUGCUGUCUGGUGAUAAAGAAGAGCGUCAGGAAUGGCUGGUUGUGAACUACUUUGUAAACGAAAGUGCAUCAGCUGGUUUCAGAAAAUUGAUACAAGAUAAAAAUCUAGGAUACAGCCCAUAUGUUGGCGUUGCAACACCUCUUAAAGAAAUUGAAGACGACUUUGAGGGACACGUUUUUUGCUUCCUGCCGUUGCCAAAGGAAGGUGAGCGGUUGACUGGGUUACCUGUGCAUGUAAAUGGUUUCUUUGCAUUGAGCCAAAACAGACACCAUAUGAAAUGGGAGACCGAGGAACAAGAGGGAAAGCCAAUAGAUGACAAGUCAAUUCUUUGGAACAAAGCACUUAUCGAGGAAGCCCUUCCAAAAGCAUAUGAAUUACUUGUUUUGGAAAUUAUAGAAGUUUCAAAGAAGAAUUCAAAUGAUAAAAUAUCUAUAAGGGCCGUAUAUAAUACAUUGCCAACGUGUAAAUCAUCACCAAGAAAGACCCACAAGAGAUGGAUGGAGUUGGAAAAUAAACUUUAUGAAUAUCUUGAUAAAAGAGAAAUGGUAUAUGCAAUGCACACAAGGGAAUGGAUCGGCUUAAGAAAAGCUUUCUUUGCAACAUUUAGGACAUUGUCCAGUAGUGAAGGUGAUGUUUCACUGCAGGAAUCUGUUGUGAGAUGUUUUCAGAAAAUAAGUGUCCAGUAUGUUGAUGUGCCAUUUUCCUUGUUUGAUACCUUGCAAGCACAUUUUCCAUACAUUAAGGAUCAGACUCCAAAAACAUUGUGUUUUCAACUGAAACAACAGCAACAAUAUAAGGAAUUGACAGGCAUGGACAAAAUGAAUAUCUUAGUUUAUUUACUAAAAAAUGAGGACACUUUUGCCCAUCUUCAAGACCUUGAGUUAUUACCGCUGGCUUCUGACAAGUGGGUUGAAUUCAGAAAAGGUAGUCAACCCGUUUACCUUUGCUCUGAUGCAGAAGUAAAGAUGUUUCCAGGCCAAGAGAAUAGAAUUGUAAUGGAAUCCUCAAAACUUGGACCACAGCUUACAGAAUUCAUUGAAAAAAUAUGUAAUUCAGAAAUCUACCAAAUUCAAAGAUUAGAUGUUAAGUUGGCGAAGAUGUUACUUACUGAAACAAUACGCUUUCACUUUGCUUCUAAUGAAAAUAUCCGAUGGACAAAAACUUCUAGUCUACCAAGUCAAUGGCUGGAACACUUAUGGCGUGUACUCGUCAAAAAAGACAUGGUUAAGUAUUUCAAAGAUAUACCUCUAGUGCCGAUCCUGAUUCAAGGAAGCUGGACUGAUCCAGAUGUUAUUGAGCUGGUAAGACUGUCAGAUUUUAUUAUCAUAAAAGAAAUUGAACAUACCAAAGAAUGCAGUCUAAAUGAUGGAUUAGUUAAAUGUCUUAAAGCAUUAAAUGUAAAGGUACUUCCAAGCCUUCCAGAAUGGAUACAGUUUGAAUCAAUUCAAAACUUUGUCAAGCGACCAACAAAAGAAGAAAUUAUUUAUCUGUUUGGUGAAGUGUACAAUAAGAUUGGAGAAAAUGCCGUGUUCAAAUUGAACCAAGCUUUCGAAAUAGAUGGUCAGAUAAGAAAAGUAUUAAUCCAGUUUGCAUCUUCCUUGGUCUGUUUAGAACCAGAGCUUGUAGAAAUGUUCCGAAAGCUUCACUUGUUUCGAGCUGUGCGUUCAUUGAAAGAUGAGGGUCAGUAUAGUUCAGUUGUUAAAGUUAAGAAAGUUAUUCCUGGAAACAUCAAUUUCCCUGUAGGGGUCGAUUUGCCAUUCUUGUGUAUAAAAGUAGACACUGAAGAUCAACAUUUGAUAAAGUUACUCGACAUGGACAUUGUAACAUUAGAAGCUUUGAUUUUGAGUACCAUUAAAAAAUUACAAGUGUCAAAAAGUAAUGAUCAGGUUACAACCUUUAUGACAUUUUUCCUGGUCAAUUUUAAAUUGUUCGAAAAUAAAAGCUCAAUAUGUAAUUAUGCUGCAAAGCUACCUUUUCUGACAAUGGGCACAAUGUUGCACGUACCAUCGGAUCUAUUUGAUCCUUCAUGUUCAUUGCUUCAAAGAUUACUUAUUGGGGAAUCAUUAUUUCCUGAAAGAUCUAUUGAGUUUAGUGGUAGAGAGUUAGAAGCACUGAGAAGGCUUGGUCUGAAAAGUAAAGAAAAUAUAAACGGUAGUAUCAUGCUGAAAGUUGCAAAUUCAUUAAAAUUGUGGAUGGGAGAUGCACAAAAGUCUGACGACUUGUCAAAGAAAGCAGAUGCAUUCAUGGAAGUUUUAGUUGACAAUCCUAGUUUGUUGGACCAUUAUUGCAACGGAUCAACUACUUUAGGAAAUGCUCUGAUGUCAAUUCAGUGUAUUCCAGUGGUUCAAACUCCACCUGAAAAUUAUCCAAAUGGAAUGCCGUGGUUUUCUAAAAAUGUGAAACUUUGUAAGCCUGGAGAAGCUAAACAUAGUAAAUUGAGUCUCUUUGCAGGAGCUACAGUACCGAUUGUUGAUUGUUCAUCACAAAAAGUAAUAAAAUAUUUCAAAUGGGAAGAAUAUCCAUCAUUGGAAAUAGUAUUGAACCAAUUAGCAUAUAUUCGACAGCAUUACAAAGUCAACUACAAACCAGAUUAUGUGAAAGCUACGCAGCAAAUCUACAAUUACUUACAUGAAAGUAAAGGCAAGUAUUUAAUACUACACGAUAAGCUGAAAGAUGAAAAUAUUUUAUGGACUGGUAAUAGCUUUGUGAAACCAAGCAGCGUAAUAAUUACGAACCGGGAAGGGGAUCUAGAUCUAAAACCUUACUUUUAUUAUGUGCCUGAAGAGUUUUAUAACAUGAAUGAGCUGUUUCUGCAACUUGGGUGUAAUUUAGAACAAAACAAUGAAUUACUACUGACCACAUUACAGGAUAUAAAAUUUAAGCACGAGUCUGCCGAGACAAUAAACACUUCAUCAUUAUCAAAUGACACAGAUAUUGCUUUAAGGAUUUUAAAAUGUCUUGCACGAAAACAGAAUGAUGGAAGUUUUAAUGUAGAAGAAUCAAAAAUGCUUAUGUUAGUUGAAAGUCCAUUGUCAGAAAGACUUUCCUUACAACCUGUAUCUGUCUGCAUAUUAGAUGAAGACCAAGAUGAACUUGAUGAAGAGGAGGAGAAAAGUCUGUAUAUUGUUAAUCGAAUUGUACCAGCAAUUGUUGCCAAAGACCUUGGAGUAAAAUCUAUGAAAAGGAAAACGAUAAUUGGAGCUACUGAAGAAUUCGGGGUAGAAGAAUGGGGUGUUCAUGAAUCACUUACAACCAGGAUAAGGACUCUACUGGAAGACGGAUAUACAGAUGGGUUAUCUGUUCCAAAAGAACUGGUGCAAAACGCAGAUGACUCGGGAGCAACCAUUGUUAAGUUCCUAUACGAUGAAAGGAAGAAUGACGAUGCAAAGCGGACGGAAAAGUUAUUGAGUUCUGACUUAAGGUUUUGCCAAGGCCCUGCUCUUUGGGUGUUUAAUGACUCCUUGUUCACAGAGAAGGAUCUUCAAAAUAUCACUAAACUAAACGGAGCUACAAAGGCGGAAAGUAAGGACAAAAUCGGUAAAUUUGGUUUAGGAUUUUGUUCUGUUUACAAUUUAACAGAUGUCCCUUGCUUUAUAUCUGGUAAGGAUAUGAUCAUUUUUGAUCCACACGAGACAUAUUUAGAUGAGGCAAGACAGUCACGCGGAACUGGAUUAAGAGUCAGGCUUUCGAAACAAAACAUAAUUCGGCGCAAUGUAGAUCAGUUCAAACCAUAUAAGUCAGUCUUUGGUUGUGAUUUACCUGAUAAAAUCUUUACAGGAUACAGCGGUACUUUGUUCAGACUCCCUCUAAGAACUGAUUCUCAAGCUGCAAGAAGCGAGAUUUGCAGUAAACCAUACUCAAAAGAUGAAGUGGUAAUAUUAUUAAAGCAAUUAAUAGAAAACGCUGGAAAUAUACUACUUUUUACACAAAAUGUAAAGGUUUUACAAAUAUAUUAUCUGCCAGAAAAUGCAACUGACCCUUCUCAAGCAAAACUACUCUUCAGUGUUGAAAAGACAACUACAUGUACUCAAUAUUCCAAUGGAACGGAUGCUAUGCCAGCACAGAGCGUAUUAAAACGCAUGCCCGCAGUCUUAGAAAAUGAUGGAAAUUUUACUGAAAUCCAUAAUGUUGAAAUCAGUCAAAAAUUGUAUGAAAGUGUACUGCUAAAAUUACAAAGCAUUGAGCAUUUAGGAUCAUCUGCAACAAACUGGAUUGUUUCAUGGGCGCUGGGAACAAAAGGGUCAUUAAUGCUUUCAAAGAGAAUGUCUAAAGAAGGGGCAGUUCCUCUUUCAGCUAUUGCUAUACCACUUACAAAUAAAACAGACAAUUGUCCUCUUGUGCUUAAAGAUGUUCCAAUAGGAUUUUACAGAGUUGGUCAUUUGUUUUGUUUCUUGCCUCUGCCAGUACAAACAGAUUUGCAUAUGCACAUAAAUGGUUGUUUUAGUGUCAGGUCAGAUAGAAGAGGUCUUGCAUGGUUUUCAGAAGAUGAUAAAAGAAGCAGGGAUGGCAUCACUUGGAACCAGGCAUUAAUGGAAGACUCUGUUGUUCAGAGUUUUGUUAACCUCUUGUCAUAUCUGUCUGAAAGAAAUCCUAAAGGUUACAUUUAUCACUCGUUAUGGCCAUUAAGCGGAUGUAUUGAUGUCAAGGCGUUUUUACACAGCUUUUAUAAGAAGCUUAUCUCAGAUAACAUUAAACUUUUCAAAGGAGAACAUGUGUGGGUAUCAUUUGAUGAAGUAGUUUAUCUUGAUCCUGCUAUUAGACACACUAAAAUGAUUGGAGAUAUUGCUUUUGACUUUCUGGGGUCUGUGCCAAUAAGUACUGGUAAGCAUAUUAUUGAAAUGCCUGGUCAAAUUCUGUCAUUACUCCAAAAUUGGAACCCUGAACGCAAUUCAUUUUUCAAAAAAUCUAUGGUAGAUGAAGAAGAACUUAUGAUUCAUUUGUUAAACUCAAUAGACUCAGUAUUUUGGCACAAUAAAUUGCCACAAAGGAACCAAAUGUUACUGCAUGCUAUGCAAUGUAAAAGUAAAAAGGUAAUUCAGAAAUUGCAAGCUACAAAAUGUAUCCCUACUGAACCAAACAAUGUGCUUCAUAGACCAAAUGAAUUGGUUUGCCCCAAAUCAGAGAUUGCAGGAAUGUUUAAUGUCACUGAUGAGAAAUUUCCUUUGAAAUCAGAAGGCUUUUGUACAAGUAAAACAUUGGCCAAACUUAACACGCUAGGCAUGAACAAUAAGUAUCUUACACAAGCCAUGCUUUUGCAAAGGUGCAAGACAAUACAUCAAUUAAUAACAGAUUGUGGCAAUUGUGCUCUGGAAAGAUCAGUUCAAAUAAUCAAAUACUGUGGAAGAUUAGAUGUAAUUCAAGAACUACAAAACGACAUUGCAUUCAUAAGGGAGCUUCGACAGACUCUUUUGAUGCCCGUGCUACACUCACCUCCUAAUUGGCGAUUCACAUGGAAAGCAGAUAAACUAGAUGAUGUCUCAAAUUCAUAUUGCACCGACCAUUCAAAACAGAAGGAGAAUUCUGUACGAUUUGGAAAACCAACAUGUUUGUUUCGGGAAAGUCUAAGUACAUGUAUCGGUAGUGUAGGGCUAUUCGUGCAUGAAAACCUUUUAAGACGGAAAUGUGCUCUGCCCGAAAAUUUGUUUGAAUUACUAGGUGUGGAAAAACAACCCUCAUUAGAAUUACUUUUGCAACAGCUAAAUCAUUUAUCAGAUGAAUACCGUUGUCCAGAGCAGCAGUUAAGAAGUUUAGAUAAGAUUUCAAAAGCUGUAUAUGAAGGGCUUGAAAGGCUUAUUGUUGAUAAAUCUGAAAUAGAAAUUUUAGAAAUGGAAUGUUUCCAGAAAAUAGGUGAUAAGCCGCUGAUUAUAAUGGGAAAGGAACUUGUAUGUUCUAGUAAGAUUGCAUUUCAGGUGAAAUCGGAGUGUAUUCCUGAACUAUAUUGUUUGCGAGAAUUUGACUAUAAGAAGAAAAAAGUUUUUAAAGCACUUGGAGUAAAAGACCAUUUUACGGUGGAAUUUCUUCUAUCAGUGUUACAAAGAAUAUACACAGACUGUUUAUACCGCAAAUGCAUUGAUAUAGACACUGUGUCAUGCUUGCUGGUGAAUCUUUGUGAAAGCAUGAAAAUUGAAAAUAUACAUUAUUCAGAUUUGAAAGAAACUGAAGCGAUAAUUGUAGCUCCAGAUGUAGAUGGAUUUUUACGACCAACGCACGAAUUGGUCAUAGAAGAUCCAGCAUACAAAUCAUCUGCUUCUCUUCAUAUUCUACAUGGAAAUAUACCACCAGAUACAGGAAGAGCACUUGGUGUCAAAUCUAAACAGCGGAAAAUAGUUGAAUGUUUUUCUACCGGAUUUUUUGAACCAUUUGGACAAAACGAAAGUUUGAUAACUAGACUUACUGGAAUUCUUGAAGACUAUCCGUGUGAUUCAAGUAUCAUGAAAGAACUAUUACAAAAUGCAGAUGAUGCAAGCGCAACUGAAAUAUUCUUUAUAAAGAACUAUGUUACCUACGAUAAUGAAAAGAUAUUUGGAAAAGAAGAUCUUCAAGGACCUUCGCUUUGUGUAUUUAACAACAGUUAUUUCACAGAAGAUGACUUUAAUGGUAUUAGAAAUCUUGGAGUAGGUAGUAAGCGUGAAGAUCCAUCCAAAACAGGUCAGUAUGGCAUUGGAUUUAACGCUGUAUAUCACUUAACAGAUACACCAUCUUUUCUCACUAAAGGACCAGGGUUAGGAAAAGAUGGCCAAAUUUGUAUAUUUGAUCCUAUGCUGUCUUGUUUAGAAGGUCAUGCUACAUCUGAAAACCCAGGAAUAAAAUGUGAUGCUUAUUUUAUGAAAGAAUCUUUUCCCAAUAUGCUUCUUGGAUAUCCAGUUAUCCCGAGUAUUGAGGCAUCUGGACAGGGUACUAUAUUUAGACUUCCAUUACGAAGAUAUAGGUCUCCUAUCAGUAGCAAUGUAAUGACACCUGAUAAAAUGGAUAAAGUGAUUGAGUCCUUUAAGAAAGACAUGUUUGAAUCUCUUCUGUUUUUGAAGAACAUUAAAUGCAUAAAAGUUUUUAAUGUAAGCAAUGGUGAUUUAUUUGAAGAAUUUUCAGUGGAAAGAAAACUAUCUGAAGAAGAUGAUAUAUGUCGUAAAAAAUAUUUUUCAAGUAUUAAAGAAGUUGCUAAAGGUAACCUCCAUGUCCCUCAUCAAAAUUUGUGCAUGCAGCCUAUAGAGACAUUUUAUAAGAUCAACAUUGAAGACAACACUGGCCAUAAUGAAAACUGGUUAAUUGUUAAUAGCUUUGGAAUUGAACAAACUUGUGAAAAAAAAUCUAGUGUUAUGUUAGCAUUAAAGGCAAAGGCGAUUGGUCUAACACCUGUGACUGCUAUAGCUUUGCCUUGGCCUGAAAAUGAAACACAUACUUCCCUUCCUGCCACAGAUAAAAUGAGAAAAAUAAUGGAGAAGAAAAUCACAGGAAAAGCUUUCUGUUUUCUUCCCCUUCCUAUAACAACAGGAUUACCAUUUCACGUAAAUGGGCAUUUUGCCUUAGAUAAAGCUAGAACAAAGCUAUGGAGUGAAGGAGAUCGAAAGUCGUGGAAUGAUUUUGUAUUAGCUGAACUAUUAAGUCGGACAUGCAUAACAGCUUUACAGUAUUUGAAGGAAAACUUUGUCUGUAGACAUUCUACUGAAAUAUUUGAUAAAAUUCUAAUAGCCCAGACCCUUGAAAGAUAUCACGAAUACUUUCCAAAGUGGGAAAAGAGUUCUGACAAUAACUGGAAAUUGUUUGUAAGUAACUUUUAUAAAAUUGUUAUUGAAGAGGAAGUCAAUAUAUUUCCAUCGACUGGAAGAACAUACAUUGACAACAGUCAACCGGAAGAAAAUACCCAUGAAAUAGGUUUGGAUUGGGUGUCUCUUUCUAAAUCAGAUGAUGAUUUCGAUGGCACUUUUAAUGUUGUAUCAAAACAUGUUACAUUUAGCCAUCCAAUCUUUACAGACAAAGAUGCACAUUCCGUCCUAUACACGUUAAGAACAAUUGGGAUGAAAGUCAUUGAAACACCUCAUUGGGUUAGCAAAUCUAUAAGUCAGUCUGGUAUUAAAUAUAUUCCAUCAUGCACACCCAAAUCAGUGAUCAAAUUUUUAAAAACAUUUGAUGACGAAAAUGCAGCACAUUGUCGUAUUGGGAAAAUGAACAGUCGGUUAGAAGAAACAAUGAUAUCAAAUGUCGAGGCCCUUCAGAGCUUGUUGAAUUACAUAAUUCGCGAUGAAAAUUUUACUGACAAAAUUGAUGGUUUGCCGCUAUGUCUCGCAAACAAUGGUUUGUUAAAGGCCUUCAGCAAACAUGCCCCAUUGUUUUGUUCAGAUAUGUGUGAUAUUUUGAUCGGAUCAGCUGACCAGUUUGUACAUAGCGAAAUCAUUUAUAUGGUAAAUCGGAAUGAAUACCAUACAUCAAAAGUUAUUAAAACAUUUGAAGUAGACAAUUUACUUUCAAUACUCGCUGACACAUUUGAUCCAGCAGAUUUUGCUUCCGGAAUGUGUGUUGAUUGGAAUAAAGAUGCUGGUGUUCCAAUAAAACCAAAUAUUAUUGAAAGAAUAUUGUUUUUUAUUUACAGUAAAUCAGUCAAAAUAAAUAAUACCACAAUGCAUGAAAGUUUAGACGAGAAUCUGUUUCAAAGAAAUAUUUGCAUGUUCAACGAUUGGUCUUUCCUGCCAACAUUUCACUAUGUUGGGUCCGCAAAAGUAUUUCAGCUUGUCCCUUUUUGCAACUCAAAUCGUUUAUAUAACAAAAGUUACUUGCCCCAACAUGACACUUUAAAUAAGGUUGCGAAAAAAUUGAAUGUGCCAUGUCUAGAUGAAUCAUGUUUUUUGAAACCUGAUAAAAGAAUAGCCUCUCACUUACGCAGGAUGCUGCCAUCAUAUGAGCGACCAGUGCAGUUACUUGAAUGUUUAUCUUAUUACAGACCCAAAUUUCAAAUGAGCAAAAUAACACAUGAUGAAUGUGUUUCAGUUCUCAACCUUUUUGAUGGUGCAAUAGAUCAGAUGAAAAAGAAUUGUGAUGCUCUUACUUUGCAAAAUAUGUUUAAAAAACUUCCACUAUUUGUUUCUCACCAGAAAGAAAUUGUGAGUAUAGACAAUUUUGUUCAUGUUAUUGUGUUGCUAACUGGCAUACCGUCUGAUGGUAUAAAUGAUUGGGCGCAAAACACUGGAAUAUUACUUCUAAAAGACACUGAAAAACUUCGAAAUUUAUACAAGUUUUUAAAUUUUCCUACGAAGUCUGUAAUUGAAGUGUACAUUGAAAAGAUAUUGCCCACAUUUGAUCUCGUUCCAAGAAGUGUAUGGAAAGUACAUAUUGAAUAUAUAAAGAAUACACUCUUAAUGAGAUCACUUGGUCAAAAGUUUGAUCACCAUCAGUUAAAUGUCAUUCAACAACUAAAAGCCAUUCCUUUUAUCCAUGUCAUUGGGAAGGAUAAACGAGUGGACCAACUAUAUGACUGUUGUCACCCCGUCUUUUCUUGCAUGCUGUCUGAAGAUUAUUUUCUCCCAAAGGAAUAUAGAGGGCACGAGUGGCGCGAGUUUUUAGAAAUUCUAGGGAUGAUAAUGAAACCUACUGAGAAAAUGCUGAUUGACUUUGCACAGAGCCUUGAAGCUAAGAUCAACAAUCGCAUAAAUGAAGAAACUAAAAAACAGUCUGGUGCUCUUGUCGAUUGUCUUUUUAAUGGAGAUUGGUCAGAGCAGACACUUGCGAAAAUGAAAAAUAUACGCUUUGUUGUGCCUCGAAAAGUUGAUGAGAAAAGGACAUUUCUUGCAAAACAGCCAGGUAAUGCAGAGUUGUUAAUAUGUUUUGCCGGGGCAGUAUCAGACAAACAUAUGGAUCUCUGCUGGUCAAGUCAAAAUCUCAUUUUCUACUUACCAUUUUCUGAGAACAUGAGAAUGUUUCUUGGAAUAUAUGAAUAUCCACCAAUGGAUCGGAUUGUUCAACAUUGUCAGAACGUGACUGAAGUCUUCAAAAGAGAACUUGAAAAGAACAAUAUUUCAAGUUUACCUUUUUUUGUGAAAUCUCAAAUGGAACUGCUUUAUUCAGCGUUUCAGAAGUCCUAUGAGGAAUCAAUGCAACAAAAAUUUAAAGUUACUCCGAUCGUUUUCCAUCCAGAAGAUAAUAAAAUGUUACUGGUUCGCCAAGUGGUUGUCAACCUUAACGAAGUUGAUGAAAUAAGACCAUAUUUGUACAAGCUUCCAAACUGUUUCGGGCCUUAUGAAAAUUUGUUUCAGAAAUUGGGUUCACACAGAGUCCCACUGUGUUCCGAUUACUCAGCAGUUUUAGCAGAGAUAAAACAACAGUACAAGGAAAAACCCCUUCCUUAUAAUACAUUACUCUUUGUGCAGAAAGCUCUUGAAAAUAUUAUUAAAUUGAUAGACAUGGAAAAAGAGCCUUUGCAGAAUGUUGCACAAGUAUUCAUUCCUGAUCGAAAUAAAGUUCUCGUUCCAUCAAAAAAAUUGACAGUUUCAAACAACAAUGAAAUCGAGAAACGACUUGAAGGAAAGAUAGAUAUAGAUUUCUUCAUAGGAUUUAAGGAAUUGAAAAUAGACUGUGUUAGGGAUCCUGCUUUACCAUUCGAACAAUGGCCUAAACUAUUGCAGCCAGAUGUUUUGACAAGAGAAAUUGUUGAAGAAAUUUCAACUGACAAUAUUCAAGAGGAAGACUGUAUAGAAGCACAACGAAUAGAAUAUUCUCUUCGUUCUGCCCCUGUUGUUGAAGGGAUUAUACGCCUAGUCAAGCAUCAGUUUAAAUGUGAUGGCGAAAGCUUUCAUUACAGUAUUGAAAAUGCAAUCAUGCAGCGCCUAAGAAGCGUAAAAGUAACAAAAGUAUCAGGACUGAAAACAUUCCUGAAAUAUAAAGGGCAAAAAAUAGAAGGGACAGAAUUGAAUGCGUCCUGUUUCAUAAAAUCUUUUGAAAAUGAUACAGCAGAUGAAGUAAAUUUCACAGGGUAUGAACUGUGCUUCCAAAAAGAAGCAGGUGAACAGACUUUGACUGACUUAAUAAAUGAUAAUCAUGGUCUCUUGACAUUGGUUGACUUAUGUACUGAGAACAGGCUUGGUAAACGAAUGACUAUCUGUCUGUCGCAAAUUCUUCGAUUAUUAGAAAAUUCAUCCGAAAUAAGUCGGAGGCUUGAUAAUUUACAAAUCGAUGCCUACGACCUCCCGGCAUCGUGGAAUGUUUCGAUUUUCCCUCGACCUGGAACUUAUGUGGAAGAGAAAUUCCACGCUUUCUUGGAACAAAGCAUUUCUCCAUUUAAGGUAUAUGAAUAUAUGUAUGUUGCACUUGAAGUUGAAGACUCGACCGAUUUAACUGAUCCAGUUUACAUGUAUGCUGACAUUUGGAAAGAAAACAAAAGGUUUCACGGGGCUUCUGUUCUCGAUAUUACAUACGAUGUUAACGUUGGUCGUAAAGAUGAGAUAAUUACUGUCCCUAUAUACCGCUUGUAUAGAUUCAAACCAAAAGAACAGGAGAUUGUUCAAGAUUUAGUUGCAUAUGACAUUGAGCCAAUUGGUUCAAUUCCUAUUGACGAAAACUUUCGUCGUGUAAGACAAAUGCUAGAAGAUGCCUGGAAAUUGGAUGAAACUGGGCGAAAAGCGGUUAUCCGUCGUUUGUGGAUGCAGUGGCAUCCGGACAGAAACAGAGACAACCGAGAAUACGCCGGGCGUGUGUUUAAUUACAUCAAUGAAAUAGUGCUAAAAUUGGAGAAGAAAGAGAUUAUUGAUGAUGAAAUUACAAGUGACACUGGAAGAAUGCCCCCUGACAUGUCGCGUUCAACAUUUGGAUCAGCAAGUGAUGCUGUGUAUAGAAGAGGGUGUACACUUGCAGCACACUUUCACGAUAACAGAGACGAUUAUAAUAGAUCUACACGUACCGGCAAUUUUGCCCAUCACAGAGCAGAGGAAGCAAUUGUACGGCAUGUUGGAGAAGCAAAACGCUGGCACAGACAAGCUGUUCAGGACUAUAAAGCUGCCAUAAGUAACAUUACAACAGGAGCUGAUGACUUAAGCUUUAACUGGGUGUGCUAUAAGUGUCAUCAGGCCGCUGAAAAGGCUUUAAAGGCAGCCUGGUUUGCCAAAAAUGCAAAUAUGGCUCGGCGAAAAGAUCAUUCAUUGGGAAAUAUUGCCAAUGGUCUUGAUGAUGGAUUACUAUUUACCGAGGCUACGUCCUUGGAGCGUAUUACUGGAGACUAUUCUUACAUGCGGUAUCCAGAUGCUGUUUUGGGACGACAUCAAAUACCAUCUGAAAUGUUUGAUUGUAAAAAGGCAGAGAAAGCUGUUGAGAUCACAAAGUGCAUACUUGACACAAUAGCCGAGUUAAUUGACUGAAUAUGCUGUUAAAAGGUGGCUAUAAAUGUAUGUCUGUUAAACCACAUCGAAUGAAAAUGGAAAAUGUACUUCGUUAUCUAAAUGAAAAAAAGCAAUCACUUUUGCUGUAACAUAUAUUAUUAUUUCUUUACAGUCUUUCGUUAUUAACAUCAUGUUUAUAAUGUAAACAUUUCAUUUCAUUUAAUUAUGAGAUAUUUUAAGAUGGAUGUGUCAAGUUCUGUCUUAUUGAAUUGAACUAGAGUUGACUUUAGAUUGACUGUACAUAUAGUAUACAUUGCUUUUCUGAAAGUCUUGUUUUUUGCUGUUUAAAAAGUGUUGUGUUGUGUGAAUAUUGACAUUUGACAUUUCACACAUAAUAUGUGUAUUUCUUGAUAAAGUAUGAAACCUAAUCGUAUGGAAACCGGCAAAGAACUUGAUUAUCUAGAUGAUGAAAAAGAGAGCAAUCAAUUUUGUUGUAAUAGUUUACAAGUACAUUUGUAUAUUUUGUAAAAGAUAAAACAAUGUGUUUUUGAUAGUUUUAUCUUGUUUAUAUAGUAGACUAAUUAUCUUAUUUUAUUUUUGUUAUAAAUUAUGUGUUUCGUUAUGAAUAUGGCAAGUACUGUCUUUUAAUUUCUUGCUGAAUUAAAAUGACUUUGAAAUUGCUUUUUAUACAGAAAAAAUUUUGUUGUUGACAUUUUCUAUUUGAUAUACGUUUGAAUACCAAGAUGUUUGAUAGUUAUUUAUUGCUCACCUUAAACGGUUGUUUACAUUUAUUUACCAGGCUGCUUGAUGCAUGUUUUAUUGCAAACAACCAUUUAUGCACGGCCAUAAAACCAUUCAGACAUCUUUAUAACGAAUUGUGUAUACAACAUAUUUUCUUAAAUUGAGAAAAUACGGAAAUUACUUCAUUUUCAAUUGACAGUUGCUGUGUUGUAGAUUACAUUAAGGUUACGAGCGACGUAACAAACGUACACUAUAAAAAUUGUUCUACUACAUUUCUUCAUCAGCAUAUUGUUUCACGUGUAGAUAAACAUUUUACUUAAACAUUUUCUCAGUCAAACAUGUGAAGACGUCUGAUUAGAUCAAAUCAAGUCUUCAAUUUUUACUUUGUCACUUGAUAUCAUUGAUCUCUCGAGGGAUGCCUUUAUCAGAUUACUGUACUUAAAGCAGCGUUGAUAUAUUUGACUUUGGCUGUUUGUAAAGAUUCUUUUCAUGCUACAUCACUCAUUGUUUUGAUAUUGAUGUGUUAUAUUUUAUUAAGUGUUAAUAUAAAGAAGUGCUUUUUGUUUGUCAUUAUGACACCAUAAAUGUCUUACAUCACAUUGGUAGUUGCAAGUUUUUUUUAUUUGUUUAUGAAACCUUAUAUUUCAUUACCAGAAUAUGGCGGAAUGGCUUUCCAUUUUAGGGAAAGUUUAGUCAAUUUUGAACAUUAUGUAGAUAAAUAUCAUAUCAAUAUCACUCGACAGGUUUUUGGUCAUUACCAAGCUGUAUAGUAUUAUUGUUCUCAUUAUAAACAUGCUUCGCACGAGAUGUUUUUAUUGCUAUUUGUUCUUCGUUGAGCCUUCAGAUAUAUUGUAGAUAUAUUGGCUUUAACACUUUGAUAAUACUGAUGAUACAUAAUAAAUAAAUGUUUUUUUGUAAAAUUCAGCAUAUUACAUAGCAUAAUAUUGAUGCAUUUUCUAUAUAUAUACAUUUUGUGUGCUUACAUGUAAACGCGAUAAGAGUUGUCUUUAGGUUGUAUUUAAGGUGACCUAUUGGACUAUUUUUUAUCCAAGGGAAGUUAAAAUUGGUUAAAAGUAAGCUGAUUGGUGUUUCUAUUUACUGACCACUUCAUACAUUCAGCAGAUGAUUUUUUACCAUUUUGAAGACAACCAUUUAUUUUGUAAUUAUAUCCUCUGUAAGUUAUAUAUUUAUACUGUGUAUCUUUGUAGUGUUUUUCCUUCAUGUGUAUACAUUGUAUAUUAAAUAAUUUUCAUUUUUAGAAGAAAUUCAUAUUUGAGUUGAUAUAGCUGUACUUUUAUAUUCUAAAAUUGACUAAAACAUGUUAAAAGUACAGGAAUAUUGUUUAAAUUGUUCUUAUUAAGGCAUUUUUCUGAAGAAAGUAUAGAUUUGGAAAAAUGCACCUAUAUUACUGCACAAAAGGUAAUGAUUUGUUUUAUCUUUCUUUGUUGUUUGUGAAUAUACAUGCAUAUGGUUUAAUUGAUUAGUCCUCUAACAAUGGUGGUAUUGAUAGUCAAGUACUUGUUUUUCUUUGCGUUGAGAAAAGGCAUUUGGCUUUACUGUAUAGUUUUUAUUGACUUGAAUGUUUCAACUUAAAUGUACAUUAUAUGUAUUAUUGAUUUUCUUUAAUAUUUAUUCUUUUGCAUAUAUCGAUUAUGUACAAUUUUGUUUUGAACACUACAGUUAGGCCAAUUAUCUUCAUCAAUUACUUUCAUGCGCAUUUUUAACGCUUAAGUUCUAUUUUUGUAAAUAAAUUGAACUUUGAAUUCCAAGGAAAACAUUGAAGCAAACGAUAAAAUUAUUAGCCCUGUGCCUUUGUCUACACCAGUAUCAUGUAUUGGGAAAUAUAAUUGUACAGCCAUAGUUUCAUUACACCCAUUAAAGUGUUUUUAUUGUCAAAUACACUUGUAGGCCAGAGUUUAUGAUGGCUGUCAUAUUCU